CUCGCGUAUUAUCCCCGUCCCCGUCUCGUCCCCGUCCAAACCCUAUCGAGAUAGCUUACGCGACCGGCGGCGAGCGAAGUGGCGGCGAGCGGAGCAGCGACGAGCGGAGUGGGUGGCGGGAGGGGAUGAAUCCCGCCUAGCCGCUCCAUAUCAGCUGCCGUACUUGGAGUCCGACCGGCGCCGCCGUACGUGGAGUCCGACCGGCGCCGCCGUUCUUGGUGUCCGACCGGCGCCGCCGUUCUUGGAGUCCGACCGGCGCCGCCGUUCUUGGUGUCCGACCGGCGCCGCCGUUCUUGGAGUCUGACCGGCGCCUCCAAAUCUCUCCCAUGUCUCUAGUCCACCACCGUGCCCUGCCGCUGCCGCUGCCGCCGUGCCGCGCCUCGAGCGUCGGCGCCGCCCGACGCCUCAAUCCCUCCCCCGCCGACAUCCCAGCCUCCCUCCUCGCGCCAAGUCGUCGCUGCCGACGCCGUUUCUGUCGGGACGCCAAGGCGUUCUUGCUCUCUCCGCCCCGUCCGCAGCCUCUGGCAUCGGCUCUCCAGGUACAAGCCUGCUCUCAUCCACCCAUUCCUGAAACCCCACUCGCAUUCACAAUUUGCGCGCCUGCCUGCCGGCGCGCGCCCGGCACACACCACCUAGAUCCGCCCCCGUGAUACAUCCCAUUUUACCUGCAUACUCCGUCAAACGAUGGAAACCGUGGUAGCAGUACAGCGUCACGGACCAAUCUCUGCAGAAUUCGACCGAAAAUUUGUUUCCCAGCCCUCUUCCCUUUGCUCUCCAUUUCGGCUGUGAUGUCUGAUGAGUUGAUCUCACAGCCGUUCCGGUUAUGUUUUGUGAUGUCUGAUGAGUUGAUCUCACAGCAGAAAUUAUGUUCUAGAAUCCACAAUGCAAGUUGCUACAGAAGCUAGUCAGAUAAAUUCUUAAUUUGCAGACAUUGUGCAUUUUUAUGGGAUUUUGGUUUGCUAUUUUUUGGUGAGUUCGUUUCCUAUCCUUAAAGUUGGUACAUUCCACAAAAUAUGGAAUCAAGUUAGGAUACCAGCCGUUGCAGCCAUAUUCCACAAUAUCAUCAAACAACAUAAUGGUGAUGAAGACUGGCUUGAAGACCAAAAGGAUAACAUAAACCCAGGAAAUUUUGUGGAUCUCCCUGACGGUGAUGAUGAGGUACAACAGGAAGAUGUUGUACAGCUCCCGGGCAACCACGUGUUAGGCAACAAUUUGAGGGAUCAGAUCGCUAUGCAAAUGUGGAAUGACUACCAAGCAGGAAACAAUGCAAAUGUGGAAUAGCUAGUUGUGUGUUUCUUAAUCUUCUAGUCUUGUGUUGUAAUGAUACACUAUUCAUGUUCUAGUCUUAUGUUGUAAUGGUGCACUAUUUGUGUUUAAUUUCUUCUAAUAAUGAACUUGGUGAUACGCUCUUUUGUUAUAAUAUAUUUUGUAUUCAGUUUUGUGUAUUCAAUUUUUUAUGCUUUACCUAAACUAGAUAUGGAAACAAAAGGGUCCAACACGGUUCAGUACAGCUCCAGCACAGUGGGUAAGAAAAGGAAAUCUCCUAAGCAAGGGAAAAAGAAGUCUCCUAAGCAAAGAAAAAAGAAAUCUCCACAAGGUGCAAAGCCAAGAGCACAAUGGAAUAUUUUGCUUGAGAAGUCACUUGUUGAGAUACUCCAUGAGCAUGACACUCCGUAUCAUAGAGGCCAGAAUGGUUGGAGCGGUGAAUCCUGGUCAGCAAUGGUGGAUAUGUUCCACCAAAGAAAUCCACAUGUGAGGUUUGACAAGUCCCAGGUUCAUGACAAGGAGAAGGAACUCAAAAGGGAUUAUAGAAUGCUGAAAGAUGCCCUUGGGCAAAGUGGAGUUGGGUGGAUCGAGAGCAAGUUCAUGUUGGAUGCUGAGCCUCAUCUAUGGGAUAAUCUGGCAAUUUCAUUUGGUCCAAGAAUCUUGAGGUUUAAGAAAAAGCCCUUUCCUCUUUAUGAGACACUUGCAAAUCUCUACCAUAAACACACUUCUGAGGGAAACUUCAACUUUACCUCUACCGCUGACCAAAAACCACACAUGGAUAUCGAAACUGAUUCUGAUGAUGAUGAAGAAGAUAAGGAUGCUGAUUUCGAGAUCUUAGAGCAACCACAUGUGGAGCAUGUACAGGUCAAUCAAAGGCAGGUUGGGUUGGAGCAUGUAGUGGCUACUCAAACACAAGCUAGUGUGACAAAUGUAGAGGCCAAUCAAAGAAAUGGUGCUGGUCCCUCAACAAACAAGCCAAGAAGACGCAAGAGCAGCCCCAAGAUGAAACCUAAGAGUACCGGAGAUGCAUUAGUUGGAGUCAUUGACAGGUUUGUCAACAUCAAAGAGAAAGAAGUCAACAACGAAGCUGCUCAACAAUUCACCAUAAGCAAAUGCAUCGCUACCUUGAGAACCUUGCAAGGUUUUGAUCCCGCUGAAAAACCAAAAGCCUUUGUGGUCUUCAAAAGUGUUGACAACCGCGAGAUAUUCCUCAGCUCCGUCGAGGAUAAUGAUGGCAGUGCACUAGCUUGGCUUCGCGGUGAGAUGGCCAAGUUACCAUGAGGAGCCGCUGAACAAGACUUUUCAGGACCUAGGGACGUGGAGGCUCUCAAAUUCUUUGUGUUGAAUGAAGCUGAGAAAGCAGGAGAUGCAACGAUUCAAGAUGAGCUGUAGUUGUAGUGUGUUGGUAGCAGGCACAUGCUGAUAGACAAUGAUAUUGUGUUCAAGCAACUUUCGAGUACUGCUUGACCUAUUUAAUUUUUGUUUGAUCAAGUUGGCUUGUACUGUCUUCUGGCGUUUGUUGCUAACUUAAGCCAUUUCAUCUGAGUUAGUGCAUCGAGUGAACUUUAGUAUUUGGAUUUAUAGUUUCAUGUAUUAAAAAUUGAAUCUUUGCUAGUGUAUGUUGGUUUGCAAUGUUUUAUUCA
This is a messenger RNA of Lolium perenne, 2909 nucleotides long. RefSeq lists its product as uncharacterized. NCBI's taxonomy places the organism in Eukaryota, Viridiplantae, Streptophyta, Magnoliopsida, Poales, Poaceae. The record is from RefSeq and is a predicted model, not a curated record.